AUGAUGUCAUCCAAGCCAACAAGCCAUGCUGAAGUAAAUGAAACCAUACCCAACCCUUACCCACCAAGCAGCUUUAUGGCUCCUGGAUUUCAACAGCCUCUGGGUUCAAUCAACUUAGAAAACCAAGCUCAGAGUGCUCAGCGUGCUCAGCCCUACUGCAUCACAUCUCCGGGAAUCUUUGCUAGCAGUCAACCGGGUCAAGGAAAUAUACAAAUGAUAAAUCCAAGUGUGGGAACAGCAGUAAUGAACUUUAAAGAAGAAGCAAAGGCACUAGGGGUGAUCCAGAUCAUGGUUGGAUUGAUGCACAUUGGUUUUGGAAUUGUUUUGUGUUUAAUAUCCUUCUCUUUUAGAGAAGUAUUAGGUUUCGCCUCUACUGCUGUUAUUGGUGGAUACCCAUUCUGGGGUGGCCUUUCUUUUAUUAUCUCUGGCUCUCUCUCUGUGUCAGCAUCCAAGGAGCUUUCCCGUUGCCUGGUGAAAGGCAGCCUGGGAAUGAACAUUGUUAGUUCUAUCUUGGCCUUCAUUGGAGUGAUUCUGCUGCUGGUGGAUAUGUGCAUCAAUGGGGUAGCUGGCCAAGACUACCGGGCCGUGCUUUCUGGAAAAGGCAUUUCAGCCAUGCUGAUGAUCUUCUCCCUCUUGGAGUUCUUCAUAGCUUGUGCCACAGCCCAUUUUGCCAACCAAGCAAACACCACGACCAAUAUGUCUGUCCUGGUUAUUCCAAAUAUGCAUGUAAGCAACCCUGUGACACCAGCGUCUUCUUCAGCUCCUCCCAGAUGCAACAACUACUCAGCUAAUGUCCCUAAAUAGUAAAAGAAAAAGGGGUAUCAGUCUAAUCUCAUGGAGAAAAACUACUUGCAAAAACUUCUUAAGAAGAUGUCUUUUAUUGUCCACAAUGAUUUCUAGUCUUUAAAAACCGUGUUUGAGAUUUGUUUUUAGGUUGGUCGCUAAUGAUGGCUGUAUCUCCCUUCACUGUCUCUUCCUACAUUACCACUACUACAUGCUGGCAAAGGUGAAGGAUCAGAGGACUGAAAAAUGAUUCUGCAACUCUCUUAAAGUUAGAAAUGUUUCUGUUCAUAUUACUUUUUCCUUAAUAAAAUGUCAUUAGAAACAAAA
Molecule: messenger RNA, 1110 nt
Organism: Gorilla gorilla gorilla (western lowland gorilla)
Lineage: Eukaryota; Metazoa; Chordata; Mammalia; Primates; Hominidae
Gene: MS4A12
Product: membrane spanning 4-domains A12
Exons: 6
Coding region: 1-804 (267 amino acids)
Biological process (GO): cell surface receptor signaling pathway
Cellular component (GO): plasma membrane
Source: RefSeq, a predicted model, not a curated record